Molecule: messenger RNA, 477 nt
Organism: Necator americanus (New World hookworm)
Lineage: Eukaryota; Metazoa; Nematoda; Chromadorea; Rhabditida; Ancylostomatidae
Exons: 5
Coding region: 1-477 (158 amino acids)
Source: RefSeq, a predicted model, not a curated record
AUGCCCGAUUUGCUUCUGUUAACCCUUUCGCGAAGAUUCAUGUUUCCUAGCACUUCUCUUCCUGCUUUCGGAAUAGAUGAGGGCUUUGUAAACCGUUAUUAUAGGGCAAUGUGCCUUCAUGGACCUGUGAAUUUGUGGCUGGUGUUCGUACCCUUCACUGUAAUUUUAGACGUCCAGACAGUACCAAUUUAUUUGGCGGUCCUGAAUUCUAGAAAGUACUUUAAAGUGUAUCAUUUUCGGGACAUGUCGAGUGUUAGUCUUCAAAAUCUGCUUUCCACCACUGGGACAGACGACAGCGAUGACAGGUCUAUGCAAGAUGAACUGCUCACCACCAGUCGUACGAUCACAAUGUGCCAUUUCAUCGUCUUCAACUUCUGUGUUGGUUUCUUCGGAUACUAUAUUUGGCUAAUAUUUCCGAGGCCGAGAUCCAAUGAGGCCACCGAAAGUGAACGUAAAUCUACUGAUGAAAUUCGAUGA